Molecule: messenger RNA, 1787 nt
Organism: Paramacrobiotus metropolitanus
Lineage: Eukaryota; Metazoa; Tardigrada; Eutardigrada; Parachela; Macrobiotidae
Product: synaptogyrin-2-like
Exons: 5
Coding region: 737-1462 (241 amino acids)
Cellular component (GO): neuromuscular junction; synaptic vesicle membrane
Source: RefSeq, a predicted model, not a curated record
UUGCCAGUUGGCGUUAUUCGUACUCACUGCGACUGGGGUGUUGGCCGCUGUGGAUGUGGAUAUGUACGGUACAGUGGGUACAGUAUGUGCUGUACGUCCGGGGCUAACUGCAUUGAGCGAGGCCGUUCUCGUGAUUUCGCUUUCAGUCGUAACAGCCAGGCUCCCGCAGCACACACACUCACAUGCAUAGGUGCAUCCUGAUCAACGUAAAUCCACAUUUGCCGCGUUGGCGAACUGUCAUUUGCUUAAAUCUCCCUAUCGUCAUCCAGGGCGAAUCCCUGUAAGUGAGAGGCAUCUUCCUCUGCAACAUUUUUUCAAUUUCCGUCGUCGCACACAGUGGUUAUUAUCGUUCUUGGCUUCAGCUGGAAAGCCGAUCUCGCCAGCGACAGUCGGAUUGUGUUAUUAACUUCUCCAUUUGGAGCUGGAAGAUCAAGCGGAAGGAUUAAUCAUUAAGAGCCUGCGCGAAAAGGGACCUGGAUUUACAACGUUAACGGGAUAUUUAAUACUGCCUUUCCCACACAGCUCAUUGCAUCCCGGGAUCGGCACAGUUGCGCUGGCGGUAAUACAGCAGCAGCAUCGCGAUCUACAGCUCUCCGGCUUCCCUGCUCCCUUUCCAUUUGGCUGCCUGUACACACAUGUGCAUAUGCGGCUAAAUUUCGCUUUCACGUAAAUCCCUACCAUUGGUGUAACACUUUCGGUGCGUGGACUACGUUUAGAGGCAGUCAACGGCUUGAAGAUGAUGAACACGGGCAUGCUCAAUCCUCAGAAUAUGAUGAAUGCGGGGGGCGCCUACGGCGCCGGCAAGGCCGGAUCGGCGUUCGACGUUAUGACCUUUAUUCGCCGGCCCUCCGUCAUCCUGCGCAUAGUCUCCAUCCUCUUUGCCAUUAUCGUUUUUGCCUGCAUUUCGUCGGAAGGCUACAUGACGAUGGAAAAUAAGGAGGAGAAGUGCAUCAUUAACGAGAGCGGCGCAUGUGGGUGGACCGUCGGCAUAGGCGUGUUGGGAUUCCUGGGAGCUGUCGCUCUGCUAGUCCUGGAAGCUCGCUUUGAGCAGAUCAGCAGCAUCAAAAUCCGUCGACGUGCCGUAAUCGCCGAACUAGGGUUUACGGCUCUGUGGACGUUCUUAUGGUUCAUUACGUUCUGCUAUCUGGUGGAUCAGUGGUCGAAGACGGAGAGCGAGGAGAUUCCAGCUGGUUACGGAACGACCAAUGCUCAGGCUGCGGCGGCAUUUUCCUUUUUCAGCAUUUUCGUUUGGGGAGCGUUGGGUUAUCUCAGCUACCUGAAGUACAAACAGGGAGCAGCCAACGCCUUCGCGCCCAGUGGUUUCGAAGGGGACAUGGCGGGCGGGAUGCCCCGUGGGGGCUAUAGCAGCUACCCGGGUGCGCCGGACGAUCGCUACCAGGAGCCGCCCUUCUCCUCACCUGGUCAGAAAGACGCUCACGGCUUCCAGUCGCCGGCCUAUUAGAUCAUCGUCCCCCCGUACCGCGGUCACAAAUUUAACAAUCAAUAUGUUGUUCGUGAAAUUUGUGUCAAAAUCCAGGAAAAAAAUAUUUGAGUAUAGCCUGUGAUAGUAACUGAUCUUGAGUUUGAAGUACGUGUUGACUGUGUUGGCUGCUGCUUUGUCCCGUUGAAGGCAAAUUCCAGUUUGUGCUGUUGUUCGUAGUUGUGUUUUUGCGCUUUAUUAAUUUUAGCUCGCUAGUUUCUCUUGUGUGUUUAUUACAUAAUAAUUUUAUCCUUAUUUUGUUGGCAAUACAGAUAGUUUUAUGGCAUUAAAAGAAUAACCUUUCCCA